Messenger RNA from Chondrus crispus (carragheen), 1047 nucleotides. RefSeq names its product transformer-SR ribonucleoprotein, putative. The coding region runs from base 1 to 1047 and encodes 348 amino acids. The transcript is spliced from 2 exons. The record is from RefSeq and is a predicted model, not a curated record. NCBI's taxonomy places the organism in Eukaryota, Rhodophyta, Florideophyceae, Gigartinales, Gigartinaceae. Gene Ontology annotation, cellular component: spliceosomal complex. Gene Ontology annotation, biological process: positive regulation of mRNA splicing, via spliceosome. Gene Ontology annotation, molecular function: RNA binding.
AUGAGCUCACCAAAGGGCGACAGAGAUGUCAUAGAGGAUCGUGAGUCUCGUUCAGACCAGAAGGAGGAACGAAAGGAAACCCGCGGUGCCGAGACACAAUAUGACGGCGACGCAGAGGAGACCGACCGUGUGGAGCACGAGCACAAAUCUUCACUGGUGGAUGAGGAUGAGAGGCGGGAAAGCGGCAAGGAAGCUGGUGAAGAUCGUGAGACUGGGCCGUCAACGGAGAAGCAAAAUGCGGAUGAAGAGAGAGGAGUGGGGCGGGGAGAGGUGAAGGAGCCGCGGGAUGAGGCGAGAGGUGAGGACCAUGAGGGACGUCGCGAAGGUGGGGAGGAGCGGAGGGAUGCUGAGAAAGCUGACGGGGAAGAAGUACGUGGCAAAGAAAGAGAAAGGAACGGCGGCUCAGGGCCAUCCGAUGAGCAAGGUGGUAGUGAACUUGUGAAUUUGUUUGUGAGAAACGUGGCAAAGCAUGUGAUUGAGGAACAAUUGGUGGUUCUGUUCAGUAAGUUUGGAAAAGUGGACUCUGCGGUGGUGGUCCGUGACCCGCAUUCGAGAGAAUGCCGGGGGUUUGGGUUUGUGAAAAUGCUUCACGAGGAGGAGGCUGCGCAAGCGAUCGAAGCGCUGCGAGAUUUUGAAUUUGAGGGGCGUCGAAUAGCUGUUGAGAAGGCGAAGCGGAAGGCACCGCAUUCGCGGACCCCGGGUGAGUACAUGGGAAUUGACCGGCGCAUCAGGGACCGAUACUCUGGGAUGAAGAGGUCGAGGGGCUACGGCGGGUAUGAGCACGGCGACCCGUAUGGAAUGGACAGACGCGGCGGGUAUGGGGGGAGAAGACACGAGAGUGAUGGACGGGGACGGUACGACGACCGGGGAUGGGACCCCAGGGGUUACAGGCCGCAACCGAUGAGACCAUCGUAUGAUGGACGUGAGCAAAAGCGGGGGAGGUACGAAGGCAGCACUCCAUAUGGCCAUCGAGGGAUGGAGAGCGAACAUCGUCUGAGAGAGAGAGAGCCGCCUGUCCCACGAGAGCCCGCAGAUGACUGUGUGUAA